Messenger RNA from Schistocerca piceifrons (Central American locust), 1490 nucleotides. RefSeq names its product protein XRP2-like. The transcript is spliced from 7 exons. Gene Ontology annotation, biological process: post-Golgi vesicle-mediated transport. Gene Ontology annotation, molecular function: GTPase activator activity. Gene Ontology annotation, cellular component: periciliary membrane compartment; cilium. NCBI's taxonomy places the organism in Eukaryota, Metazoa, Arthropoda, Insecta, Orthoptera, Acrididae. The record is from RefSeq and is a predicted model, not a curated record. The coding region runs from base 29 to 1171 and encodes 380 amino acids.
GUCAGAGAUUAUAGUGGUGUGUAAACAAAUGGCUUAUGGCGUGGGUCGGGUAUCUUAUCGAAAACAAACACUGCUAGAAAAGUAUUUCGUGCAGUGGCUGAAUUUGCAGCAGGAAAAAGCAUCGAUUAUGGGAUGUCUUUUCCACAAGGGAAGGCGACAGGAUACUAAAGAUUCAAAAGUAAAGGAAUAUUCGUGGGACAAACGAGAUAAAGUCAACCUGAAAGAUUUUACUGUGGAAAAUUUGGACAACGAAGAAAUUUGGAAGCUGCCGGGAACAAUUAAUGGCCAACAGUUUGUUAUUCAGAAAUGCAAAACAUCAACUGUAUAUUUAUUAGAUCAUAUAAAUACCAUAACUAUCGACGAUUGUGUGAAUUGUAAAUUUGUAAUAGGUGCUGUAAAGGGCAGCAUUUUUCUGAGAAACUGCAAGGACUGUUCUUGUGUUGUGGCUUGUGGACAGUUUCGAUCCCGUGACUGCAGGAAAAUAGAUGUAUUUUUAUGUUGCCCAACACAACCUGUCAUAGAAGCAUCAACUAGUAUGCACUUUGGCUGUUAUCAGUUGUAUUAUGAUGACCUCGAAGAUCAGUUUCAUCAAGCAGGGUUAAGUGCAUUUAAUAAUGAGUGGAGUGUCAUUCAUGACUACACACCUGUAGAAGGAGAAAAUAAUUGGUGCCUUCUUCCCGAUACAAUAACGAUCCAUGAUUAUAUCUCCAUUCCAAAAGCAGAAGAACUGAAAAAGUUAAAUCUGUCUUUGCUUGAAGAUAAAAGUGUUGUGCCAUACACUUGGGGACCACACAAGACAAUGGAUGGUGAAUCAUGUCUUGUAAUAUUUUUCACAGAUGGGCAGCAAGUUCAGCGUGCAAAAGCUUUCAUCAACACCCUGAAGAGAGAAAAUGCUGAUUGUUUGUUACUUCUGAGCAAGGAGGUUCAGUUGAGUACAGCCGAAGCGGAGAAAGUUUUUAGGUCAACUUCUUACAACAGCAUCAUUCAGAGAGGCCCUGUUGUUGGUCUCCAUUAUUGUGGACCUGAAUGCAUUUCUUCAUGUCAACAAGUGGCAGUGAAUAUAGCAAAAGACACUGGCUCAACUGGUCUUGUUUAUGUUAGUACCAAUCCCAAGUUUUCACUUAAGCAAGUGGAAAGUUUCUUCAACUUCACUAUCCCAUGUGGAGUAUGAUAAUGAGGAAGACUGCUAUAAUCUGGUGUAAGAUUUUGUUUUACGUAUCUACAUGGGAUUUUAACAACUGCACAAUCUCUCAUUUUGUUACACAUGAGCUGUCACAGAGAAAUUUUGAUGACUUUGUAUUGUUCGAACUGAUGUCAUGAUAUAUUUAUACAUUUUUUAUGACUGUACUUAUUUAACAAUGCCAAAAUAUUUACAUUGUAGUCAUUUGAUGCUAGUCAUUAAUGUAAGAAAAAAGAAGCACAUUUACACUUUUUUAAGUUUUUGUUAUUUAAAUUUUGCUGUUAACCAAUCACAAAGGCUGUCUGUGUUG